Messenger RNA from Arabidopsis arenosa, 1276 nucleotides. The record is from the annotation of a GenBank genome assembly. Lineage: Eukaryota; Viridiplantae; Streptophyta; Magnoliopsida; Brassicales; Brassicaceae.
UUUCAUUACAUAUCCAACCAAAAAAAAAACCUCUCUAUAAUGGAAUCCAAAACCAUAAACAACGUCGUCGUAUCAGAGUCGAAUCACGAGUUAGCAUCUUCGUCGCCAUCAGAAUUCGAGAAGAACCAGAAACAUUACCAAGAAAUCAUCGCUAAGCUUCCUCACAAAGAUGGCUGGAGACCAAAAGACCCAUUCGUUGAUUACGGUGGUCACUGGUGGCUACAACCUCUCCUUGAAGGUUUACUUCACGCCCAGAAGUUCUUCAAGGCACGACCCAAUGAUUUCUUCGUCUGCAGCUACCCAAAAACCGGCACCACUUGGCUCAAAGCCUUAACUUUCGCAAUCGCGAAUCGCUCCAAGUUCGACGAUUCAACAAACCCUCUUCUCAAACGCAACCCACACGAGUUUGUGCCUUACAUCGAAAUCGAUUUCCCGUUUUUCCCAAGUGUUGAUGUUCUUCAAGACGAAGGAAACACGCUUUUCUCAACUCAUAUCCCUUACGAUCUCUUACCUGAAUCAGUUGUGAAAUCUGGUUGCAAGAUUGUUUACAUAUGGAGAGACCCAAAGGACACGUUUGUGUCGAUGUGGACUUUUGCUCACAAGGAGAGAUCACAACAAGGAUCACUCAUUAGCCUUGAGGAAGCUUUUGAUAAAUACUGUCAAGGUUUAUCUGCUUACGGUCCUUAUCUUGAUCAUGUUUUAGGGUAUUGGAAAGCUUACGAAGCAAACCCAAAUCAGAUUUUGUUUCUCAAGUAUGAGACUAUGAGAGCUGAUCCGUUGCCGUAUGUGAAGAGAUUAGCUGAGUUUAUGGGUUAUGGAUUCUCAGAAGUGGAAGAGGAGGAAAAGGUUGUUGAGAAAGUUGUGAAGCUUUGUAGCUUUGAGACUUUGAAGAAUCUUGAAGCUAAUAAAGGUGAGAAAGAUAGAGAAGAUCGUCCUGCUGUUUAUGCCAAUAGUGCGUAUUUCAGGAAAGGGAAAGUUGGGGAUUGGCAGAAUUAUCUGACUCCGGAGAUGGUGGCUCGUAUUGAUGGUUUGAUGGAAGAGAAGUUUAAAGGAACUGGCUUUCUUACUUCAACAUCAUGAAUGUGAUCUUCUUUUGUCUUGUUUUCGAGCUAUGACUGUCUAAUUCUUAUGAUCUUUAUGCUGGUUUAUAGCAUAAGUUGCUUUUGUUUAUUAGUAUAGUUUCCUUUGAUGAAUCUGUGUCGAAGUGUUGUAUUAUUGCUGAGUAUAUCUAUCAAUAUAUGUAUGGAAUUAUUGGUCAUAAACUAAUGAUGUUGUC